UGUCAGUGUCAAGGAACAAAUAAAUUAAAAUUUAUAAUGUUUAUUUCUUCCAAACCCAGAUAUUAUCGUUUUUUUUACGAUAUAUUGACUAAAUGUUAUUAAAUAAUGUGCUAUUGAUUGAACGUGAAAUUUAAUCGUGACUAUAAGAUUCUUUACAGUGAUCCUCAUAGAUGGUGUGCGGACUAUGAAGUCAUUCCCUAAUAAAACAAAAUGGUCAAAAGUAGCCCCAAAAACAAGUACCUACGAAGAUACCGGACCUGUUUCAUUAUUGGUAUAGUGAUUUUGUCGUUUCAAAUCCUUCUGGUGGCAAAUUUUUUCGCCCAAAAUAAGAAUUCCCUCUCACCUGAGACCUGGGAGCCCUCAGAUUUGGAAAGGGACUCAGGGUCGUUUAAUGAAGCAUUAAAUUCUGCCAGACGUAGCGACGAUGAAGAAACCAAUUUGCUAGCCCCUCAAGUAAAAAAGGCUGCCAAUAUUAGUCUUAUGUUAAAAUUAGAAGAACUCAAUAUUGAACUGCCAUGUCAAAUCACGGAGAAGCAGGCUCUCUCAGCCUUAAACAGAGCAAAGAGCCAAAAGUGUAGACAAAUCAUUGCAAACAUUUCUUGCCUUAAUUCUAAUGGCCAGUUAUAUCCUCAGGAAAUUCAGUCAACAUGUCCAAAUAAAAACUAUGUAAAAGGAAAGCAACUAGGGUGCUAUAAAGAUGAAAAAAAUUUUAGAAUAUUAACUGGGUACAUGGGGGUAAAUAAAAAUGAAAAUUCACCAAAAUAUUGUAUCAAUUUGUGUUUGCAGAGUGGUUUUCCCUAUGCUGGCGUUCAAUAUUCACAAGAAUGUUUUUGUGGAUCAGAUAGCCCUCCUCUUAGCUCAAAAAUACCAGAUUCAUCAUGCAAUAUGAAAUGCCCUGGGGAUCCGCAUGAGACCUGUGGAGGCUACUUUACCAUUAACAUAUACCAAACAGGAAUUAAAAAAUUUGUUCCACAAACUGCAAAUAACACCACGAAUGAACUAAAAUCUACUAAAAUAGUGUUUCUUUUAACACUUAAUGGAAGAGCCUUGAGACAAGUCAUUAGGCUUUUGAAGAAUAUAUACCAUAGGGAACAUUAUUAUUAUAUCCAUGUAGAUAUUCGCCAAGACUACCUUUUCCGAGAACUUCUCAGCCUGGAAAGCUUCCCAAAUAUUCGCCUUACAAGAAACCGAUUUGCCACCAUAUGGGGCGGAGCAUCGCUACUCCAAAUGCUUCUUUCUUGCAUGAAGGAGGUUUUGGCGAUACCAGAAUGGGAUUGGCAAUUCAUUGUGAACCUUAGCGAAUCAGAUUUGCCAGUAAAACGUAUUGAUAAGCUCUCUCAGUUUUUGAGUGCCAAUAAGGGAAUGAAUUUUGUGAAAUCACAUGGAAGAGAGGCUCAGAGGUUUCUUCAAAAGCAAGGCCUGGAUAAAACAUUCGUCGAGUGCGAAUAUCGAAUGUGGAGAGUUGGAAACCGGAAAUUGCCCGCUGGUAUUCAAGUGGACGGUGGGAGCGAUUGGUUGGCCUUGUCCAGACCAUUUGUGGAGUAUGUCACCAGCCCACAGCCUGAUGAAGUUGUUCAAGGUUUGGUGCAAGUGUUCCGACACACUUUACUCCCAGCCGAGAGUUUCUUUCAUACCGUUCUAAGAAAUUCCAAAUUCUGCGAUACUUAUAUCGAUAAUAAUCUACACGUCACCAACUGGAAACGGAAAUUGGGGUGUAAGUGUCAGUAUAAACAUAUCGUCGAUUGGUGCGGAUGUAGCCCGAAUGAUUUUACUUCCGAUGAUUGGACCAAAAUAUUAAACACCCAGACUAGGCCAUUGUAUUUUGCCAGAAAAUUUGAGGCUAUCGUUAACCAAGCAGUUAUAUUACAGCUGGAACUGUGGCUGCAUAAUUUAGACACCCCUUCGAAACAGGUCGCUAAUCUAAAUUCCUACUGGCAAAAUAUUUACCACCACAAAGACCUCGGAGUGCCAUUCGACGAUGCUUUAACGACAUUUUCGAACAGCAUUGCCCGACACACAGCUAAAACCUUGCCAAACUCUUGCCCUUUCACCGCCCUUAGUCCACUGUUGCAAGUUCACACCUACCACCGCAGCGACAUCUACAGAUCGACGUUAUUUUUAUAUAAAGAUAUCGAGGUUGCUGUAAAACCCAUAAGUAAACUUUUAGUAGCGGUAAAAAGCAGCCCUUUAUUGGACCAUUUAUCUUACAUGCUAGUAAGCAGCGAUUACGAUCAGAAAGAGCAGAUGAGCAGAAACUUUCUGAGGCUGUUAAGUCCGUUUUCAGAACCAGUACUCGCUUAUAAAUUUAAUCCAGUUAAGAUUUCCAAGCAGUAUAAUUUAACCUGUUUAUGGAUAGAUCCUGUGGGAAACUUAAGGGAUACCACGUUGGUUUCUGUGGACGAGAAUAAUUUAAGUGGACAUUCGAAACCCGCUUUGAAGCAGCCGAUUUUGCCUGGUACUUGGCAAGUGAAACUGCUCUACAAAGACACCCUAUUGGCACAGUUAACAUUCCCAAUCAUUCCCCUAGAGUUCUACUAUGGUAAACCGUUAACAGGCGACGAAAUGUUGUUUUUACACUCCAGCCUUGCCAAUCCCGGCAUAUCAGAGCAAGGCUACACCAAGUUUCUUCCUAACGAAACGGAAAAGCAGAUGCUCAAUGAACUAGCCAAUAAAAACGCUCAAAAGCAAGGCGAACAACUUUUAAAGUGGAUCGACAGUGUGGUGGACGCUUUUUUUAGUGUAGAGACCGUAUGCGGUACAGACGAGACGGAUAAUAAAUGUGAUAAAGUAUGUCGGACUACGGAGUGGAGCAGUUUGGCGCCGGAUCCGAAAAGUGCCAUUGGAAAAGUGAAUUCUACCACCGGGAUGUUUGAUGUGUGGUAACGAUGGUGGUUUUUUAGGGAUAAUAAUUGAAAUAUAGGUUAUCUGCUGGAUUUGUUAAAUUAUUAGUCAAGGGGUUUGGUUAAAAUGCCAUAUCAGGUAGCAUAAACAGAUUAUCUUUUUAUGACCAUCCUUGACAUGGUUUAUUUUUAACAGAUCUAGCCGUUUAUUCCGAUUUUUGGAGUUUGCGGGAUUGGGUGUCAUUUGAUAACUAACUUCGAAAAAAUAAAUUUGCCUUUAUGGUGUGGGUAUACAUAGUAUCAUGCACUUACCUACUUGAAUGAAUGAUCACACUUUUUCAUUAUUUAUAUUUGAAAAUGUACUGGAAGUUAAUUAUAAGGGGGAAUAAAAAAAGGAGACCAGAGGAAUAAUUUCACAUUACAGACAAGGUAUGUUAGAAAAUAUAUGAUUUUUUAAAAUAUUAUUUAAAGAAAAUUAUUAUUCAAAUUUCAAUUUAAAUUUGUGUCUUCACUUAUGAACAGUCGGUUUGUAAGAUAAUUUCGUGUAUAUCAGAAGCUUUUUCAAUUUUUAAAAAAUGAUUUUUAUAAAUUUUUGAUAAUAAUUCGUUCCAAAAUCACUAAAAGUAUUCUUUGCUUUAAGGUAAAAAAGUUUUUUGGUUACAUUGAAGGUAGUGCAUAAAAUUUCAGAGACCCAUUAUGGUUUAGUUGAACUUUAAAAUAUUUUAUUUCACAAGAAAAUAACAUUUUAUAGGGAAUCAUGUAAUGAUUAUUCCAGGCACUUAAUAUUGGGGAUUUUUGUUCAAAAUUUCAGCAUUUGUUAGAGAAAAUGUUAACAAAAUUUUAUUUAAAAAUGAACAACUCACGUCUAAGUGUUAUACUAAGUGAGGCAAAAUGAAAUCAAAUCUGUAUUGUAUUAAGAUUUUUGUCAAUUUUAACAAUUGAAACCCAAAAUAUGUUUUUUACAGUUUUUGAGGUUUCCUUCCUACAUCUCUUACAGUGCGCUUGAACCAACUUUAAAUAGGACGGUCGGAUAACAUUGAAUUUUAUUGUUGCAUUUUAUUCUAGGAACUUCAAAAAACAUUAACAAGAAAAAUUUAAAUCAUCCUUAGAGCCUUUUUUUUAAUUCACUUUUAUAAUAAAUUAAAAAAAAUGGGCUAUUUCUUUUUAAUUAAAUUGUAUUCAAAAUAUGAAAAAAAAUUAACAUUUUUUAUAUAUAUGAUUUAUAAAAAUGUUUAGCUUUUGCAUUAUAAGCAACAGGCAUAAACUAAAUUUAAUUGAAUAUCGCAGUAAAAAAUCAUUUAAACAUGAUAUGUCUUUUAAAUCUUAGAUAAAGAAAAUAACAAAUAAAUUAGAAGCAUCUGAGCAACUAAACUUUUGUAUUCACAGCAUACCAACAGUCAGUUACUUGUAACCUUUCAAACAAGGCAUAUUUCGUGUUUUUGUCUGUGCUUAACCUUUUUUUUUUGUAUCAAAAUAUCAUUUUCUAAAGAUUAUGCAUUAGCUAAAUACGAACGUUGAACGACACGGAGACUUUAAAAAAAAAACAAUUUUAUUUCUAAAAGUACAAAUUGACAGUAUAACGUGCAGCAACAGAAACAAUGAGAUAAAGCGACUUACUAAAAUCUAAGGUUUAUAUAAGGCAAAAAGUACUGAUGUAGCCAACCCCGCAAGUGGGUAGAUUUACACUGGAGAGUCAGCUCUUCUUAGGCAUAUAACUCCUCCCUCCUUAAGAGGCAAACAUAAUGGAGUGUUUGCUCUUCUGGCUCUUCAGGGUUGGAAGUGGCAGGUCCAGGUUUUGGCUUCUGGCAUCUUGGAGGCUUAUACUGAAAAUGAUGAUGUCAUCCAUGUAUACCAUGCAUACUUUAUUUUGAAGAUCUUUUAGAACUUCGUACAUUACACGUUGGAAAGUACUAGAGCAUUUUUAAGGCCGAAGGGCAUCCUAAGAAAUUCGUAGUGCCCGUUAUCUAUAGAAAAAUCGGUUUUUUGGAUUGAAUUCUGUGCCAUUUCAAUCUGAUGAAACCCGUUGGCUAAAUCAAGGGUGGAAAAGUAUUGUGAACGUCCUAGUUUGUCAAGCAUGUCAGUGAUAUUAGGGAUUGGAUAACGAUCGUCUAUUGUCUUUUCAUUGAUUUUACGGUAGUCAAUGACAACACGCCAUUAUUGCUGUUUGGAUGCGUCUAAUUUCUUAGGCACAAUCCAUAGGGGGGAACUCCAUGGACUAGUAGAAGGUCGAAUUAUUUCUUUCUCGAGCAUAUCACUUAUUUGGGAUUUUAUUUCAUGCUUGUGUGCAUAGGGGUAUCUGUAUGAUUUAGUGUGUACAGGGACCUCAUCGCUAGUUUUUAUUUCAUGCUUUACUUUGGACGUAAAGGAAAGUUCGUCUCCUGGUUUAUAAAAUAUAUCUUUGAAUUCGUAGCAUAAAUUAAUUAUAGCACGCGAUUCUUUAGAGUUUAUAUGCUUUGAACGAAUAAGAUUUCUUAUAUCGUUAUUGCAUGGUGAAUUUUGAAAAUAUUUAUUUUUUGAAAUUUGCUUAAUACAUUCGUAUGAGAGAAAUUCAAAUGGUUUUCCAUAUUCUGACAGUAAAGGGAUUGUAGCUUGAUACUGAGUAUUUUUGCUACCUACAGCUGUCUUUAUUAUGUUUUUAGAGUUAUAAUAUACAAUUCGGGAAAUAUUUUUCUGCAAUAUACGGUUUUAGUAUAGAUCUACUACUACCAGUGUCGAUCAACAAUUUUUUUUUGGGGGAACUAACUACAAGAUAAGGUAGCGAGUUAUAAGAAGAAAUAUUUAUUUAUAAUAUGUUGUUUGGUCUGUUAUGGAUAGGUCUUGAAAAUUUAGAGAGUCACUAUUAGGAUACAUUCAUUUCCGCACCCAUGCGGGCCAAUCACGGUGCUUUGUCUGUGAUUGGCUCAGAUAAUUAAGGCGCGUAUUUCAAAUCUUAUUAUAAGAGGAAUUAUGGUAUUUGAGAAAAAUAAACAUACGGAACGUUUUACUUACGUAAAGAAAUUGUUUAUUUUCAGCAAAUGAUGGUAAAUAAUUUUGUUACAUGAUCUUAUUAAUUUUGCUUUUACUAAAAUAGAAUUUAUCUCAUUUCAGGCACUUAGUGGAUAGCUUUGAAUUAAUUCUCAGGCUCUAAACUCCGCUCAAUUAAAAUUUAGUAUAUAGCCAUAAUAAUGGAAAACAUUUCUUGUAUCCUUUUUCGACAAUGUAAAAAGACCAAUAUUUUUCAGGAUCUGAGCUUAUUAAAUAUGAAUAAAACAACCAGAUUAUAUUUUAGUAAAGUAGCUUUAUUCAUAACACUGAUGCAGAAUAUUCAAAAUUUAUUAUAUCAACUUCAUUUAUUAAGCAAUCUACUACCUAAUAUAUAUAUAACAUAGUUGCACAAACGGUUCUAUUUACAAAAGUUGAAAACAAAUACCAAUAAAUAUGAAACAAACACUAAUAUAUUAGUUAAUUAUAACAAAGGCAAAAUUAAAAUUAAAAAAUAUAUUUUAUAGGUAUCCUUCACCAUAAGCCAACGAAUUACAUGAAUAUAAAUAGCCAACACCACUUAGAUAUAAUACCGGAAUAGGUCACUCACAAAAGCAAUGUCAUUCAGUAAUGAAAUAGUUAUAAACAUUUUAUUAUAAAUAAAUUUAUUUAGGUUUUUUGUUGAGAUAAUACUGCUGCUUUUCUAUUUUUCUUUUUUUACUCAUCACCAUUUCUUUUUGUUUUACUGUCUGCAUAAAAUUUCUAAAAUUACCCAUAAAUUUUUCUAAAUCAUGUUCACCCAAUCCACUACCAUAAUUACGAAUUUCAGAGCAAAACUGUUCUAGACAAAUCUACAAUUUUAUACCAUACUAUAUUAUAGAACUACCAAAUAAAAUUAUUGUUAAACUAAAUACCUCACGCUUUCUUUCAAAAUCAGUUGUCACAUUCAAUCUAUUUUCAGUCUCGGCAAGAAAAUGAUUUACUUCAUCCUCAUAAUCUGUCUUGCUUGUUGAAGGUUCAUUGACAUACAGAUUAUUAUCUUCUUGCAUUUCAUCCAUGAAACCUGAAACAUAUUCGCUCCUCUGCUCAAAUAAAGCUACAGCAUGUAUAUGCUUACACAUGACACUUUUAACAGUAUAUUCUGGACAAUCACAAUUAUAUUUAUGUUUACAUAUUUUACACUUCUCACAAUACAUUGCCCUACAGUCCUCAUUAUAAUUUACACAAUACAAUUUAUGAUUAUCACUAAACGACCUUACCUUAAAAUGUCCUAAUUCAGAAUAUGAUACAUUACCGUUAUUACCCACCAUUUCUUCUGCUUUUUUAUGUGCACUCUGACAUAUUUUGUGCUGAUAAUUAUUUGCAUUUGGCCUUUCCAUGUUUAUAAUCCUUUUCCACAUUCUUUCAUCAACAAGUUCAUCCAGUAAAUCCAACAGUUUUUGAAUCCUUUUAAGAGAAAAUAUAUUUUCUACAUAUUUUUUUUUGUAAUGUGUUAAUAAAGUAUUUCCUUACCGAAUAUUCUGCUUUCCAUUCAUUUUGUUGUACUUCAGAACUUUAUUUAAGCUUUCAAUUGCCAUAUUUGUAUUAAUUCCGGCAUUGAUUCUAUAACAAUGUGCCCACAUCAUUAUUCUCUCUUGACUUUGGAAAUAGUACCUAAAAUAUUAAAGAAUUAAUUACAUUUGUUUUAUAAUUUUUUAGUGUUGACUUUUUUAGUGAAGUACUUUUUCAGGUAAUUCUGAAAAUUAGUUUCCUCCUCUUCUUCUAAUUGCCUAAAAUAGUUCUCUUUCAGCUGUAUAAAUUUUUGUGGAUCAGUCUCCUUUAAAAUUUUCCUCAUUUCAUGUUUCAUUAUCUGUCUAUUUUCCAACUUCUUGAUUUUAGACCUUCCUGUAUGUUCCAAUUUUUCACUAUAUGCCAGGUACAAAGUAAUCUUCUUGGUUUAUGUUCUACAAAUAAGUGAAAAAAUAACAUAAAGUAACUAAUGAUCUAUGAUACUGUUUGAUUAUUCAGUAUACACAUACCUGCAUCCAUAGCCAUUAUCCAUGCAUUGUAAUAUUUUGGAUCGUCAUCACUCAUUAUAUAUUCAGCUUGAACUGCUUCCCCUAAUCUAGUUUUAAGUGCCCUAAAAAAAAACCUCUUUAAUUAAUUGAUCUAAUCUGUUACUUAGUAAGAAUGCCACUGGAAAACCCAUAUUUUGUUCAUCUCUUAUUAACACAAUUGUCAAGUCCCAGUUUCUCCUAUUUGUUCCAUGAGUUCCAUCUAUACAGAUUAUUUUUGGAAAAUCUCUUAAUUUUUUUUCCAUAAUAGCAUUCAUAUAUCCAACUGCAAAAUCAUCUUCUUCUAAUCCUGGAUAAGUUUCUCCUAAAAUACAUUUAAACAACAUUAACUUGUUAAGAUAAUAUUAAUAUAUAAAAUUGCAAUUCGAACCUAUCUGUUUAAAUAAAAAUCCAUGAUUUUUUCCAUCACUGUUCCAUUCCUGAAUUUUUAACACUGUGGCUAUCAUAUCAUUACUGUCCCUUUUCUUGUCAAUAUUAAAUUUUCGUAUUAGGUACUCUAAAUGUCCUCUUGUUAUACAAUUUUUCCUUUGUAGUUUAUUGCCGUCUACGCUUCUGGCCUCCUGAAUAAUUCUCUUGUUUGAAAUUCCUGCUGCUAAUUUAUUCACAAUUAUCUCCUGUUCCGAUUUUGUUAGCCUUUUGCUUCUUAAUUCGUCAGGGUGUCCUAUGUGGGUUUCAAAAAAUCUUACUCUAAUCACUCCUGAAAAAAUGUUAUAUAAAUGAAUAAAUGUUCUAUUUUAAUAAUUAUUAAGAAAAAAAAUACCUACCAUCUACUAGAAUUUUAACUAUUAUUCUUGAUGGACAAAUUCCUUGCAUACGAAUGCUUCCUUUAGACUUUAAAUACCGUUGCAAACAUGUACUGACAUAUCCUAAAACAUGAUUAAUUAUUAAAAAAUUACUGACUUACAUAAUUAUAAAACUAACUAGGUACCUUUUGAAUCACUUCUAUUACAAUUAUAGUAAAUAAAUUCUUCCCCAUUAGCACAUUUCUUUCUUCGAUGAACAGCAUAAUCUACCUCUCUGUUUUCUGCAGACCUCCAAAUUUCAAACUCUGCCAAAUUCCUAAAAUUUAAAACAGAUUCUUUAAUAUGUAUAUUAUGAAUACUAUGAAAGUGUCUUAUUAAAGAAUCAUAGGAUGUAAACUUCUCUUUGUCCAGGCAAAGGGGGCAAAUAAUGUGUUGGCUCUCUUUUUCACUCUGUUUUUUAUUAUGUAUAUCCCUCAUAUGCCGAUACAAUGUUGAAGUAGAAGAAAAUGACUUUCCACAAUCUUCACAUAUUAAUUUAUUAUCCCUCAAAAAAUAUAUACUGUUCAAUAAAAUUUCACAAAGGUACUUAAUUUUAAAAGCACUUACCUGUUUAUAUCCAUGUUCACCGAAUAAAGGUGUAGUAAAUUAAUGUAAAUAUACAGUGGUGUUUUGAAUUUACAAGGAAACAAGAUAAUGUAAUUAAUAAUAAUUACUCUUGGUCGCACAAAUUGUAAAUAAGCAACAAAACGUUUCAAAAACUCAAAGCUCAAAGCUGAAAAUUGAAAGUGAGGUUAGCAAACCACAUCAACAGUCCCGCCGAUUAUUUCGACGAUGCCGACUGACAAAAUCCGAAAGCGAUCCGUGAUUUCAUUGGCCCGCAUGGGUGUGGAAAUUAAUGUAUCCUGUCACUAUUAUAGAUUUCAUUUGAAUGUUGGGGAGUUUUCUCUUGUUUUUUUAAUUCCACAUUUUGAUCAAUUUCAUCAAAAUAGUCUUGAGCAUAAUCUGUUUCCUAAUUAUCAGCAUAAUUGGUGCAAAAUGCGCCUUCAUAAUUAUCGGAAUAUUCUCGAGAGGAUUCAUCAGGAUAUUCCUGGUGAUUUAAUUCCUGGAAUAUGAAGUCGGGCUUUACAUUUGGGUUUGUUUGGAAAUAGUUGCGAUUUCCAUACUGUGGGGGUGGUCUGAAACUUCUCAUAGAAGUAUUUCUAGAAGUGGUGGACAUUGGUUCCGGUUUUGGUAAAUCCCGCGGAUUUAUUUGACCGGGUUUGAAGACAUUCUUUGGUUUUCCAAGAACUUGACUGUUUGUGAAAUAUUUUUGGGGCGGUAACUGCUAUGGGGGUGGCAUGUUAACAGGGCCAGUUGGAAAUUGGGAAGUUUGCAUUUGUGGUGUGAAAGAGUUACGUUGAUUAGGGAACUAUGGUGUUUGAUAGUACUGUUGUUGAUUGGGCUGUGAAUUAAAGGAGUUAUUGUACAUUUGUCUGUUAUUUGACUGAAGGUUACUCGGGGGAUUACUAUUCCUAAAGUUAUUAUAUACAUUAUUAUUAGCAUUGUGACUAGAUUUUUGAAACUUAUUUGUUUCGAAACUGCCAUAAAGCCUUUCGAAAUUUUCGAACUCUUUAAUAUAAGCCAUUGCGUCUUCAAGACUGGCGGGCCUUUUUAGAUGCAUAAUAUUUUUUUGAACGCCUGUACAAUCUGCAAUAAAAGUGUUUAGGGCAAAUUUUUCGUAAUGUUUAAUGUGGCAUAGUUUUUCAUUAGUACUAUAACUAGAAUCAUUACCUAUUUUUUGAGCAAUAUCGCUUCUUAAAAGUUGAAGCCUAUUACCAAAACUUAACAAAUGUUAAUUUUUGUAAGGUCUGGUUUUAACUAACUCUUGAGUUAGACAAUCCAGAUCUCUACGGUCUGAAAAGCAUUGUAUUAAAGCAUCACGUAAAGUAAAGUAAAGUAAGUAAGUAAAGUAAACCAAUCAGUUAUUUCGGUGCGGUUACCGACUAAACUUUCAGCUCUAUUUUUUUUUACCUUUUUUGUUUUCUGAGAUUUUGAGCCAGUAAGAACUAGUUUUCUCUUUGCUGCUUCAAUUUUUUUUCUUCUUUUCCUUUCUUAAUUCUGGCAAGUUCUUGAAGUUCAUCCUUGAAUAGAAUACUAGAGAGUAUUUCGGAUUUCUGUGAUCUUGAUCUAGAGCGAUUUGGUUUUUUUUUUAAUUUGCGGCAAAGGUAAAAUUUCUGAAGCUGGGAUCGACCGAUUUAAAACCUCUUCCUCAAAAGUAGACGAAUUCUUUGAUAUAAGUACCCCGUCUUCACAGACUAUAUCAAGGCUGGCAAUAUCCAACGGUGGAGGUGUUGCAUGUAUCAGAAUACUCGUGGAUGGUUCGGGAUCAUCUAUUUCCACCACAACUUCAUCAUUGAGCUGGCCAUUCUCUGCAUAAUUGGGUGCGUCUGUUACACAGGAAGGGGCAAAAUCAUCAUCGUUAAACUGAUCCGGACUAUAGGGAUAUAUUCCGGAAGCUCUGAAUGAGUUUUCUGAUUUUCCAAUAUUGGCGACGCUGGUGUACGCUUGGUUAAAUAAUUUGGCAACUUUCAUCUGCGUUAUUACCUUUCCAGGGUUACUUACCGUCCACUUAUCACACUAUCUAUUGUAAGCACACUUUAAUGGGCCAAAGAAACCAACAUCCAGUGUUUGCACCCUGUGGCUUGCAUGAGGUGGCAGGGAGAAUAAAUCAAUAUAGUUAUCACUGCAGAAGUUUAUUGCAUCUAGGUCACGGUGAGAGGAAUGGUUGUCGAGGAUCAACAGUACUUGAUUUUCGGCACUAGGUUUGCUGUAGCUCUUGAAAUGCCGCAACCACUGACAAAAUUAUUCUUUGUUUAUAAACCCAGAGUCCGAUAUCAUUUUGCAGGUACCAGUAGCUACAUUUAAAAAGAGCUCAUCUUUCAUCCUUUUUUUGGAAAUAUCAUGCCUCCGUAACGCUAAAACAACUUUUCCGACCAGUUUUUUGCCUUUGCUAGAUAAAACCUUGGGUAAGUUAUUAGGUUCUGUGGAUACCCCUGUUUUGUCUAUGUUGUGUAUUGAAUUUGGUAGGUAGUUUCUUUUUUCAUAAAGAGUCUUAAGAUUUUUAAAAAACCGAUCUUCCUGGCUUUUAUUGAAACCCAUUUUUCUGGCUGCCGAAGUACUAUUUUGUGUCUUUGACAAGACCCUUUUACCCACGAUUCACCUGCCAUUUUUUAAUAUUGCUGAACCUGUGCUGAAGUUUGUUAGCUUCAGCAAACUUAUAAGCCGCUAUUUUCAAAUCUUUCUUGGUAAGCCCAUAAAAUCUAAAAUCCUGGUCCCUUACUUGUUGGGCUAAAUCAGCCUCCAUAUCUAAAAGUAUAUAUUAGUUUUGAAUCGUCCUAAGGAGCUGGGGAUCGUUCCUGCUUUUAACCGUUUUCUUAGUGUUGCUUCAUUUAUUCCCAUUUCCCUGGCUAUACUUCUUUUACUAAAACCAUCUGCAAUUUUUUGCCUAAUCUCUUCCAUAUUGCCUUCGGUGAACACUAGCUUCCGCUCACUUUUUCUUUUGUAACGGCUCAUAUUUCAAAGGUGUUAAUCUGAAAAAAAACGUUGAUUUCUAUGCUAUAUUCACUAGAGCUUUAUUUUAUAUCUUAUAAGAGUACGCACUGCAAACUCUUAUGCAUUGCUUACUGCGUACUUUUGUGCAUAUGUUGAUAAUUUUAGAUUUUGCUUAAUAUCUUCAUUAUUAACCUACUUUUUAGCACUGUGGCUAAAUUUUAGCCACACAAACAACAAUAUUCUAAAAAAGCAUACAAUAACGUGUACUAACCUGUAACGUUCGCAGGUACCUCACAAAAUACUAAUUAUUAUCAACCACCAAUAAUUAGAUCGCUAACCCAUGCAAACACUUCUCGGCCAUUUUUAAAACAGGUGUGUCGAUAAUGUAUAUUUCUAUUUUUGUAUCCAGUCUCGUAUGCUAUUUGGAACAUGACUGACUGCAUAGAUAAUUUAAUAGAUGGUGAUAUGUAUUAAAAAUAAGCCUGCGUACUUUUAUACAACAUAACCCUACUCGUUACAUAUCGUUACUCGGCUAAUAAGUAAUCAUUUGAUGUAUUUGUUACUUUGAUUACUAUGAUUAUUGUGUUGUUUUCAAUAAUAUUGGCGUAUAAACUACUGUUAUUUUUGGUGUUGUUAUAUCGAAAAACGAUAAUGAAAAAAUGUUUUUAUUGUUUUAAGAACAUUUAUUUAUUAUAAUAAUACUGAGAAUAAUUUAAUAAUCGUGAUAAAAACGGACGACAACAGAAGACUUAGAAAUAAGGUACCGUCGGGUAAUAAGGCCAGGUUAACAUUCUUACCUUUUUAUUUAAUAACACAUACACAUUUUCGACUUUGUGCAUAUAAAAAAGGUAACUAAAGUAUUUGUUUCACAAAAAUAUUAAUGAACAGAACCUUUAAAAACAUAUGAUACCAUUUUGAAAGUAGAAUAACAAAAAAAUGCAUUUUGGUCUUAUUACCGAACUUAACAUUAAUUUGUUAAUUAACGCAUAAAAAAAGAAAAAAAACAGUUAUUCUUAAAAAAAAUUAAAAAAAAGAGAGACUAAGAGCAAACAUGGUACUUAAAAAAAUUCCUCGAUGUCAUCUGCAGUAAGGCCGACGCAUUCCUCAUGCACCCAUAUUCCACAUAAUACACAGGAUCGCAUAUCAGCUACAUAAUCCUUAUCACAAACGGAGCACAUCGAGUCUUCUUCUCUAGCAGCUCUGCUAGUGCUCGGCAAUUAAAUCGAUUUCCUUGAUGAAGUGAUUUUAAUUUUUUUAGAAUUGGGAUCUUUAAAAACAUACCUUUUUACUUCCUGAGCUCGAUAGUUCAGGGAUUUUUUUUCGUGGUUUGGUUUUAACUGGCGGCAUAUCGGGAGUAAUGAGCUCUUUAGCAAAUUAGUUAUUUAGACAUUGUGCUUCUUUUUCGAUUAACUGAGCUAAUGGAAUUUCAUCUUCUGAGUCCCAGUGGUCUUCCAAACUAGUCGGAUUACUGAUUUCAACAUCAGACAAAUUGGGCGCAUUGUUUUCUUCAUUGUGGCGCUGCGUAGGAAGACUGGGAGCAAAUGCACACUCCGGUAUCGCAUUUUUGUUAAAAAGGUAGAUCCCGGUUGCUCUAAACCCACUACAGAUGUUGCUGAUGCUCAUACACUUACCCCAAACAGGAGUAAAGACAUCUGAGAAUCUUUCUUUAUUUAAUCUUCUGUCAGGAUGUUGAUCCCAGUAAUCUACAAGCUCCUGAUACCAGUGGGCUUCAAACGACCGGAGACACAAGAAACAAUUGUAACGUUUUCUCCGGGCUCUAAAGCUACGAGGUGUACACGUUUCGCUCCUUUUUUGCCAGCACAGUUUGCUGAUGAUGUAAGCUUAGCCUACAGCCUUUUUCAUCCAAAAAUCCAUCAAGCCGAUACCGACCACCAUUCGAGACAUGGUGGAAAAUUUAUUCUGUAUACCAUUUACGGUACAAAAUCGACGAUACAAAAUCGUACCAAUUGCGGAGUAUCCUAGAUGUUAAUGGAUAGCCAACAUCUGCCAAACGAAUAGUUCUUCCAGACAGUUCACUUUCCUGAUUUACAGUUAAUACUGGUCUCCGCCCCAUUACUGCUUUAUUAAUUUGGUUUUUAUCAACAUACCGAGACAGAGUUCUUCUUAGUAUUCAAAAUGCCUUUGAAGCACCUUGACGAGACAUUCGACCUUCUUGCACAGCUUCAACUGCAUUUUUUAAGUCCUCCCUGCUCCAUUUACUCCGAAUGCCUUGGUUUCUUGUCUUCGUAGUCAUAUCUGUAGUAAUUUAUUCCAAUAAGUAUGUGCAUUAGGGUGGAGCGAAAACUGGACCAAAAUAACUAAUUUUCGAAAACGAAUAUGCCUGGGUGUGCAAAAGAUGCCUUUCGGGGUUCUUAUUUACCCAAAAAAAUCCGAAUGACUUAUGACGAUUCCAUCGGCUGCCGAAAUAACCUUAAAAAUUUUAAAAUUAAAAAAAUCUUUAAAACUGCAAAAAAAGCCAAACAUGCAGCUCUCAGCUAGUUUUUCAUGAAAAACUACCCAGAACUCACUACGUGGAUGAAUGGUGCAACGUGGAGGUGGCUGCAUCUCGAGUUCCACCCUACCCUCCCACCCUUAGAAUAAUUUUUUUUAUUUUUUCUGUUCUAGAACUGCUAAGAAUUGUUUUUUAGUAUCAAAUUGCGGCAAUAUUUGUCUUGAUUCAAUACGAGCUCUAAUAAAUCCGUCUCGUGCUUCAGGGCCAUAAACCGCCAUAGAGGCUUCAGUAACUAACUUAACUGCUCGUUCAACUGCUUGUGAAUGACAAGAGAAUUUUAAUAACCCUAUUUCAUCAGGAACCAAAGAAAUCAUGUUAGUUCUUCGUUCGAAAUUUUCAUUGUUAAUACGCGCAACGCUUAUAACAAAAUUUUGCCAGUCAAUCAAGUCGACAUAAUCUUGACAAUCAAAAUUCAAUUUAUUCACGCGAAAUAUUCUAACAUCCUCGGUUUUUGCGGUUGAUCUGCAUUUUAAAAUCCUUCUUAAAGCUAACUCUCGAAUAUGUUUUCUAUCAUCUCCUAACAUGGCUGAUAAAAUAUUAUCUGGGUGCGCAAAAAAUCCAUUUCUCUCAAUUACGGGAUCAAUACCUUUUUUUAUUUCUUCAGGGAGUUAACGAGAUUUAUUUAUAAUGCUAAACAAGUGCCUAGCAAUCUUACAAGCCUAGCAUCCUUACAAGACCAAUGGCAUUUAAUUUGAAACCAGCAUACGGCAUACACUUUUACUAUAAACUCUGUUAACAUUUUAAGGUUUUGAGAGGGCUCAUUGGGAGCAACGUAUAACCUUAGGACUCUAUUGGCUGUGGUAAGCCAUCUAGAGUGUGACAUUUUCCCUAGCGCUUUUAGAGCCCAAUUGUCUUUUAAAACUCCAGUAGAGAUUCCUUGACACAUCUCAUAUAAAUACUUUGCAUCGGUACUUACGGUUUCUAGAUCAACUAAUGGUAAAAUUGUUUCAAUUUUCUCAAACUGUACGACUGGUAAAUUUCACACGAUUCAAGGGUCUUCCCAAUGGCUCCUUCUGAUAAUUAAAGAUAGAUGGGAUUCUGUCUUUAAUUAUCGAAAUUUUAAGGAGGUUUCGGCAGCCGAAGAUAUUGUUUUUGGACGUUUAGUUUUUUUUGGCUCACUUGAGAGUACAAUAGGCACCUUUUAAACAUACAGGGUGGUUAAAUUUUAAGAAAUAAAAAAUUCGCUAAAUUAAUAAAAAACAUAAUAAUUUCCGAAAUUUUAAGGCACUUUCGACAGCCGAAGAAGUUGUUUUCUGACGUUCAGUUUUUUUUUGGCUUACUAACGACUACAAUAGGCACCUAUUAAGCAUACAGGGUAAUUAAAAUUCCAGAAAUCGAAAAUUCGCUCCACCCUAAUGUGCAUAUUGCCAGCAUUACAUGGUGGUCAAAUUAGGUUAGGAUAUUUUUUGUCUAAGCUCUUUUCUUAAAUUUGUCCCUUUUUAGUUCAAUACCCACUUUAUCAUCCUCUAGAACACAAAGCAUUUCAGUAUAUCAUAACUCUUUUAUCGCAACUUUAUAGUAAAAAACUUAAAGCUUAUUCUUAUAGCGCCGCAUUAAAAAAAAAACAGAUUGUAGCCAUAUGACGUGUUCGGCGCUUACAGCUGAUCGAAUUGUUCAUUCUAAUAUGAAAUUAGGAUAACAACAAAACAUGGGUAUGGUGUAUGUCGCCAUUUCUCUUAAAAUAACCAAACUAUGAGCCGUGGGCAUAUUGCCAACAUACGCAUAUUUUAUUCAUCUAUCUUACUUAACUUAUUGCAAUAUAAAAAAAGACUUAUGCGGGGUAUAUAGAACUAUCGGCCAGAUUUUAAAAAACUACGAAGCUCGUAUGUACACCCUCCAAUUUGUUCUUCAGAGAAAGAUAAAGAAGUUAAGGAAAUGAUUCCUCCUCGUGAAUUACGUUUAAUGAUAGACGUAGUGAAUCAUUUAUUUAAGAAUAUCUCAACUGAAUUUGAAAAAGAAAGUUUAGAGUGGACUAAAUGGUGCGACGUUUCUCAAGACUUUUUUAUAAUGGUAGUCUUUUACUGGAAAUGCUUGUAAGACUAUAUUAGAAAAAAUUGAUCUUUUACCAUCAAACCAACAAGUAAGAUACGUGUUUUAUACAAUGUUUCCAAGAUUUUCUCGAUGUCGUUAAUUCUUGUUUUUUACUUGGACUUGCAUUAAAAAAUUUCAUAAACUUGGUUUCUUAGAUUCAGGAAUUAGUGUUACUCCAAAGGUGCAUACUGUAAUACAUCAUGUGCCGUAUUUUUGUAAUAAAAAAUAACUAGGCCUUGGGUUUUAUAGUGAAAAAUAAAUGGUAUCAGUAUAUGAAGAUUUGAAGAAAACGUAGCAAAAGUUUAAAGUAAUGAAAACUUUGCUUUGUUUUAAUUUUUUUUUUAAUGUUAACCUUAAAAGUGAGUUUAAAAAACUGCUUUAAGGACGAUUUAUAUUUUUCUUGGAAAUGUUUUUUAAAGGUUCCUAGAUUAAAAUGAAACAACAAAAUCCAAUGUUGACCCUCUCAUUUAAAGUUGGUUCACCGUGCUCUUAUUCGAGAUAAUACCACUCUGUAGAGUUUAUCAAUAAAUAAAUAAGGUUAUUUUGAUUUGGUAAUUGAAACAUAAAUUUUUGAAUUUAAAACGUUAUGAUUCCAGGCACUUGAAUGGAUUUAAAAAAAAAAAUUAUGUCAACGUUCAAUACAUUUUUUAAAAUAAUUCGAAAACUGUGUAGUUUUUCAAAUAAAUAAGAAGCUGUUUGAUGAUAGAUUAACGUUAGAUCAUGAAAUAACUGACAUUGAUUUAAUUUUUCAAGGAAAACGAAUUUAUUCCCCACGGCUCAAAAUUUGACUAUUGCAAAGGUUUAAGUUAAAAAUUAAUAAUUACGAAUAAGUCCAUACGGACAAGAACUAAAAUAUACUGAAUUCUAAUACAUAUUCAGUUUUUUAACGAAGAAAUUGGCAUAUUUUCUUGUGACGCGUUGUAUAAUGAUAUCGUUGUAUUGAUCUUAUCAAUUGAAACCCAAAACCAAAAAGAUCAAAACUAUAGUUUAUAAGGAUAAUUGUGAUAAAAAAAUGGUGCUCAAUUCUACUUAAGUCUGACCGAAAGUAGUUAAAUGAGAGAGCGUCAUUUUAUUAAUUUUUAGCUUCUUAUACCCGUUUGUGUUUCCUAAAGUCCGAAUUUAUGUCGUAGACAUUCCACUCCUUUUUAGUGGCCAUCCUUUGUUUGCCAAUGUGUAUUUAUGUUUUAUUUGUAGCGUAGUUAGGGUAUUUUAAAUAAUCUGGUAUCUAAAGAUUCAUUGGAAUAAAAUCCAGGAAUCUUUGGAUCGAUAUUGAGUUGACCAAAAAAAAAGUGAGCCAGUAUUUUUGUAUUUUAAUGCGGCACAGUGUUAGAAGUUAUCAAGGGAUUGUUGAUAAAAUAUCACUUAUUUGGCAAUAGUUAUUAAGGUUAACGUUUCUUUUGUGACUCGAGUAGAAGCCGUAUAAUAAAAAUUUUAAAAAUAAAGUCCUAUUUAAUUAA
Anthonomus grandis grandis is the source of this 18129-nucleotide messenger RNA. Its product is annotated as xylosyltransferase oxt. Gene Ontology annotation, cellular component: membrane. Bases 211 to 2883 code for a protein of 890 amino acids. The record is from RefSeq and is a predicted model, not a curated record. Gene Ontology annotation, biological process: heparan sulfate proteoglycan biosynthetic process; chondroitin sulfate proteoglycan biosynthetic process. Lineage: Eukaryota; Metazoa; Arthropoda; Insecta; Coleoptera; Curculionidae. The transcript has 9 exons. Gene Ontology annotation, molecular function: protein xylosyltransferase activity.